AUGCUCGGCCGCAUUCUACUCACCGUUGAUGCCGUGGGCCUCAUACUCGGCGCCGCCAUAGCCGACAUGAGCGAGACGCACAUGUACAACCCCAACUGGCGCCCUCAUGCCAAAUUCCAUAAUGCCCAGACGAUCCAGCUCUCCGUGCUCCUCGGCCUCGUGACGCUCUACUACACCUGGCGGCCACGGCCACCUACGCCCCAGCAGCGUCGCGAAUAUACCAAGAUCCGCGCGUUCGCGGGAUCCGUGUACUGGCUCACGGGCCUGACGGCCCUCUUGUUCCCCGGCACGAUGGGGCUCGAUCCGGAGUUCGGAGGGCCCGGGUUCCCGCAGGGGGGAUCUUUGUGGGAUUCAUGA
Molecule: messenger RNA, 357 nt
Organism: Microdochium trichocladiopsis
Lineage: Eukaryota; Fungi; Ascomycota; Sordariomycetes; Xylariales; Microdochiaceae
Exons: 2
Coding region: 1-357 (118 amino acids)
Source: RefSeq, a predicted model, not a curated record